AUGGCCUCAAGCAACCCCUCGUACCUCAUUAUCGGUGCUGGUGUCUUUGGUGUAUCAACUGCCUAUCAUCUCAUUCAAAAGUAUCCUAAUGCAUCUGUGACCCUAAUUGACCGUGAUGCAUACGAUGCCGAGUCUCGUGUGGCUGCUUCAUGGGAUUGGAACAAGGUUGUUCGCGCCGACUACGACGACAAGGUCUACUGCAGAUUGGCUCUUGAAGCUCAGGAUAUUUUCAAGUCAGAUCCUCUUUGGCAGCCACAUUUCCAUCAGACAGGCGUAUACUGGGCGUGUCGGAGCGACUACGCGCAGAAUGUCAUCACCCACCAUAAAGAUCUCGGCCGCAACGAGGAUAUUAUUGCCCUCCCUGUCGCCGAGGCUCGAAGACUUUACGGUGGAAUUUUUGACAAUGCUGAUUACACAGGCGUUAAGGAGGUUCUCAUUAACAGGGCUAGUGGCUGGGCGGCCGCUGGAGAUGCCCUUCGAGCAGUUACGAAAAGGUGCCUCGAAUUGGGUGUCGAAUACGUGACGGCAGAUGUCUCCACUUUGGUGUUCGAUGGUCGCGGCUCUUGCAUUGGACUCAAGACGAGAUCUGGCGAGGUCUUGUCUGCCACGCAUGUUGUUGUUGCUGCUGGCGCCUUCACUCCCACAUUGCUAGAAUGGAGCGCUGCGACGAGCGGCAACCCCGGUCUCCGAGCUGAGGAGCGAAUUUUGGCUGCCGGUAUUACUACAGGAAUGGCACAGCUCAAUGAGGAGCAGUACAAAAAGUUCAAAGAUAUGCCUGUUGGAUUCCAAGGAUACACACCCCAAGAGGGAAAGCCCUUUAUCGGUAGUCUACCCCCUACUAAGGAUGGAGAACUCAAGUGGUGGGGAUCAAAGAUUUUCACAAACACUAGAGAGGUGUUGCCUGGGCGGUCCAUAUCAUCUCCUCCACCUGCGCACGACUACAAUCAGUGGAAGGUUCCUGGGCCUCUCAAGCAGGAUAUUGUUGAGUCAAGAAACUUAUGGUAUGGACCAGAGAGUGCGGAUUGGGAAAUGACGAAACACAGGAUCUGCUGGGACGCGUUCACGACUACCUCUGACUUUAUAAUUUCCCCUCACUCUGCUUCGAAGGGGCUCUACAUUGCAACUUGCGGAUCAUUCCACGGUUACAAGUUCUUCCCCGUGCUUGGCAAGUAUAUCACACAAAUGCUGGAGGGGGAGUUGUCACCGGAAUUGGUGGAGAGAUGGGCUUGGGAUAGACAACGGUCUGAUUCUUCUCAAAAUGUGGAGUACCCGAACUCUGAGAUGAAGCAUCUCUUGGGGCCUGCAGCAAAGUUGUAG
Penicillium canescens is the source of this 1317-nucleotide messenger RNA. Its product is annotated as NAD(P)/FAD-dependent oxidoreductase. The transcript has 3 exons. The record is from RefSeq and is a predicted model, not a curated record. Lineage: Eukaryota; Fungi; Ascomycota; Eurotiomycetes; Eurotiales; Aspergillaceae. Bases 1 to 1317 code for a protein of 438 amino acids. Gene Ontology annotation, molecular function: flavin adenine dinucleotide binding; sarcosine oxidase activity; saccharopine oxidase activity.